This is a messenger RNA of Prunus armeniaca (apricot), 279 nucleotides long. Lineage: Eukaryota; Viridiplantae; Streptophyta; Magnoliopsida; Rosales; Rosaceae. The record is from the annotation of a GenBank genome assembly.
AUGGGGAAGAAUUCUGUUACUCCGUUGGAUUUGCUUCAUAAUGCAUGCGAUUACAUUACGCUGAAACUUGAUGAGACUAAUUACGUUCAAUGGAGCUAUCAAGUGGAAAAAUUUCCAAAAGUUCAUCGCCUAUCUGGAUUUCUUGAUGGUAUUGUUGUGGCUCCUACUGAUUCUAAUAAUGGUGAUUUUAAGGAAUUGGAAGCUAUGGAUACAACAAUCUUGAACCUCAUUGUUGCUAGUCUUUCAUUAGAAAUCAGAAGAUUUAUGAACCUUAGGUAA